AUACAGGCGACACGCCACCCCCACCAAACCCUACCCCGCGAGUUCGCUCCCCUUCUGCUUCCGCCGAUCGACUUGCCCGCUCGAUUCCGCCAACCCCUCGACCCGAUCGGCUCCCCCGAUCGCCGCACCCGCCGGGCGCUCCAAUCGGCUGUUGGCGUUUGUUGAUGGCCAAGGCUUCCUUCAAGAUGGAGCACGAACUAGAAAAGAGGCUAUCAGAAUCUGCUAGGAUCAGGGACAAGUACCCAGACAGAAUUCCUGUGAUUGUUGAGAAAGCUGGCAAGACUGAUGUCCCAGAGAUCGAUAAAAAAAAGUACCUUGUCCCUGCUGAUCUCACCGUCGGCCAGUUUAUCUUUGUGGUGAGGAAGAGGAUCAAGCUGAGCCCCGAGAAGGCCAUCUUUGUCUUUGUUAAGAACACUUUGCCACCAACUGCCUCUCUGAUGUCCGCGAUCUAUGAGGAGAACAAGGACGAGGACGGCUUCCUCUACAUGACUUACAGUGGCGAGAACACCUUCGGCUCUGCCUAAGCAGCUGCCCCCUGCCACUGUAAAUAAACAAGCUUGACCAGGCUGCUGCUUCUUGCCGUCGUAAACAUGGUGUACAUACACGUCGUCUCUACUACGCUGCCGGAUUGCUUCAAUGGUUUAUUUCGUCAUUAGGUUUGAAGUGUUUUGGGCAUUAUAAAGGUGGAAUGGCCCGUGGUACUGAGUUCUAUUUGCCUCUGCAUAUUUGUGCACUUUGCCUUUGGGCUCGUCUGAUCUGUGAUUGACUGAUUGGCGUUAUCUUUGUUCAUUAUGUUCGUUUUAAAUUGCCGCUGCUGAGGGCAUAGUCA
This is a messenger RNA of Setaria italica (foxtail millet), 829 nucleotides long. RefSeq names its product autophagy-related protein 8A. The record is from RefSeq and is a predicted model, not a curated record. The coding region runs from base 165 to 524 and encodes 119 amino acids. The transcript is spliced from 6 exons. Lineage: Eukaryota; Viridiplantae; Streptophyta; Magnoliopsida; Poales; Poaceae. Gene Ontology annotation, biological process: cellular response to nitrogen starvation.